ACCGACCCCAUUAGAAAAGGCAACCUGCAUAUGCUUGCUCUGCCACAUCCACUCUAUCUCACUGAAUUUCAUCAUCUCCUACACCAACCACUCUCCAAUCUCCAUUUCUUGCUUCAUAAGUACUCGAUCUCUCACUAGCUCUAGCUACCUCCUCCCUCCUCCUCAUCUUGCUCAGCUCCGGCCAUGGCGGCGUCACCGGCUUUCCUCGUUCUUGCCGUGCUUCUGUGCGCGGCGGCGGCGGUGGCGCGGGCGGCGGACGACGGCGCGGCGGGGAUGACCAAGUUCAAGGUGUACUUCCACGACGUGGUGGGCGGGACGAAGCCGACGGCGAUCAGGGUGGCGCAGGCGGCGUCGACGAACGGCUCCUCCACCUUCUUCGGCGCCGUGGUGGCCAUCGACGACCCGCUGACGACCGACGCGGCGUCGUCGUCGUCGGAGGUGGGGCGCGCCCAGGGGAGCUACACGUUCGCCGACCAGAAGACGUUCGGCCUCCUCAUGAACAUGAACUUCGUGUUCACCGCCGGCGACCACAAGGGGAGCACCCUCGCCAUCGUCGGCCGGAACGAGGUGCUCUCGGCGGUGAGGGAGAUGAGCAUCGUCGGCGGCUCCGGCAAGUUCCGCAUGGCGAGGGGCUACGUCGAGGCCCGCACCGUCGACUCCGGCGCCAACUCCGGCGAGACCAUCGUCGAGUACACCGUCUUCGUCAAGGCGUAGAGAAGAGAGAUCUACCUGCAAAUUAAAACGCUACUGGCAAUUAUUGAGCGCCGUGUUUGUACGUGCUUAAUUAAUUGAUUAGUCUUUUCAUUCCGAGUGCAUUAAAUAUUGUUUAUCAUCAUCUUUGGUUGAUUUUCUGAUUGGGUUUCAGUUGAUCUAAUUGGAGGGCGAAUCGAUUUUGUUUGAAUAAA
Molecule: messenger RNA, 905 nt
Organism: Oryza sativa Japonica Group (Japanese rice)
Lineage: Eukaryota; Viridiplantae; Streptophyta; Magnoliopsida; Poales; Poaceae
Product: dirigent protein 22
Source: RefSeq, a predicted model, not a curated record